Zasmidium cellare ATCC 36951 is the source of this 720-nucleotide messenger RNA. RefSeq lists its product as uncharacterized. Gene Ontology annotation, cellular component: DASH complex; mitotic spindle; mitotic spindle pole body. The transcript is spliced from 2 exons. The coding region runs from base 1 to 720 and encodes 239 amino acids. The record is from RefSeq and is a predicted model, not a curated record. Gene Ontology annotation, biological process: mitotic sister chromatid biorientation. NCBI's taxonomy places the organism in Eukaryota, Fungi, Ascomycota, Dothideomycetes, Mycosphaerellales, Mycosphaerellaceae.
AUGGCCUCAGCGACGACCACUCCAGUCGACUCUCACCACCGCGCCUCCUCGCACUCCCACUCUCGAAGUCGAUCAGGCGCAAUACCGUCGCGACCGACAACGCCUCUCCGACCUCCCUCCCGCACAAGUCUACGCGCAUCGCAAACCACACCUACAGCAGGCGCAGCAUUAGGCGGCAAUGAUUUCCCGCUCACCACCCUCGAACCUGCGUUUGGCGAGCUCAGCGACGCCAUGGCUGAUCUGGAGGCCAACAUGAUGCAUCUCCAACUGCUGAACGAAUCCAUCUCGCGCUUCAAUGAGAAUUUCGGUGCCUUUCUGUACGGCAUGAACAUGACAGCGUUCUGCGUCGACUUCCCAGAAGCUCCCAUCCCACAAUCGUUCACGCGGCACACUUCCUCCUCCAAUCAUCUCGAGAACUCGCCUUUUCCGCAACGAAGGAAUGCGCCUCCCGAUAACGAAGCGACCUUCAUGACGACUGAUACAUCGUUUGUCAUGAAUCCUCCUACGAGCAGUAAGCCCAGCAGCAAGUAUAGCUCUGUGCCUCCUUCGACGACGAACUCGAGAGGCGGCGCAGCCUCGGCGAGAGGUCCUGCAGCAAGAGGCAGAGCUGGCGGAAGUGGUAUUGCGCGUGGUACUAGUACUAGAGGUGCGAGAGGUGCGGCUGCUGGACGAGGGAGUGGGAUCGCGAGGGGCGUUGGGAGAGGGAGGGGCGUGAGAUGA